CCUAUAACCCAAUUUUGUAUUUGAAAGGAGAAGCAUUUACAUUACACAUCUUUCCGGUAGUCGUCAUUGUUUCGUCUCGUCUCCUUUUCUUCGCUUCACUGUUCUGAGAUCAAUCUCUCCUCCCGUUCUCGCCUCUCUUUCUAAAUCUCCGUAGCUACUAGCAGCGGCGAGCGGCGGAAAAUGCCACAUCUGAGGAUCGUGGAGGUGGAGCCGCCGAGCCCGAUAAGGUACCUGAUCGGCGCGGCUAUUAUGAUGAUCGGAGUGGUGUUGCCGGUCGGAUACAUGAUGUUUCGGAACAAGCGCGUCCCUUCUUCAUCUUCGUACUCCAAACAGACGUAGGAACAAAGUUUUGAUAUAGAGGGAUACCGGGAAGGAUAAGCUGCUUUUUUUCUCUAUUAUAUGUGGAGUGACUUUGCCUGUGGCUCAAUUUUGGAGGAGAAUGAGAUACAGAAGAGGGUCUUCUACAGACAUGUCCAACGGAGAAAAACGAAUGAAUGGAUAUGUGUUGAUAGUUGAAAGUUACUAGGAUUCUUCAGUUACUACUACACUUGUGAGUUAGGGAUUCUAAUCGAACUUGUAUGUGAUUUUGAUUCCCUUAUUGAAUGAAAUUGAUUGGUAGAAAUAGCAACUGAAGUCACUUUAGAGAUUUGAUCCCAUUUCAGUUACUGUUGCACUGUUGUGGACCUUCUGUAGCGGUUGUAAGAGUAAGACCAUUCCUUAAUUUCCACUGUUGAUCCUAAAAGUGGUCUGGACAGGCGAAGUUGCUUGGCAAAGUAAUUUGCAGUAUUGCACCAGCUGGUUUUACUAGUCGAA
This is a messenger RNA of Linum tenue, 813 nucleotides long. Lineage: Eukaryota; Viridiplantae; Streptophyta; Magnoliopsida; Malpighiales; Linaceae. The record is from the annotation of a GenBank genome assembly.